CAUGGUUUCUCCCUCCCAGAAGCCUUCAGUUCGUAACAACAUGGCGGCGCCCGGUAAGCACGUAGGGCAUUACAUCCAGAGAAACGGACGACUUGUGUUCUCUAACCUCGAACAGUUGUUUGGUCACAGGAGCUUUGGUUGGACUGCAGCUCUCCGACAACAAGCAGCAGAAGCUAAUACAGAAUCAACAGAGUCCAUCGUCAUCCCCAAGAAGAAAACAUGGAGCAAAGAUGCAGUGCUGCAGGCGCUGGCUUCAACUGUCAGCAGGGAUCCGACUGCGUACCCCUACCAGUUCCAGGAUGAUCCGUUCCUCUCGCCCAGAAAUUCUCUCGAGUUUAGAAUGUUCUCUUUCUCUCAAGAGUCUGGCAGAUCUGCAGCCAAAUAUUUUAUCAACACCAACCCCAAGUUCUUCACCAAAGACUUUGCCGAGCCGCAUAUACCAUGUCUGAUGCCGGAGAGCGUGGCACUGCGUCUGGAGGAGGUGAGCGAGGACGCGCUGAAGGAACGAAUCAGUCUGAGGAAGGUGACGGCUGCUGUUAAUAUGUACGACCAACUAAUGCAAGCUGGCACGCCCAUCUCAACGGACACAACGCACGACCUGUUGGACCUGAUCAGUCUCUACUGCGACAGAGACCCCGUCCGGGACGAGGGUCCACAGACCGAGAACGCGGAGUCGGGAGAGGAGCCGGACAGAAGGAGAGGAAGAGGCCGGCGAGCGGCGGACUUCAUAAAGGUCACCUGGAAGGAAUCCAACAACGCAGAGAGGAUCUUCAACCUGCUGCCGGAGAGAGACACGCGCUGUUACUCUGCUCUCAUCAGAGGCAUGGUGAAGCAUCAAGCCUUUCAGAAAGCCUUCAGCUUUUACACAGAUCUGCUCAACAACAAGGUGCCAGCCGACGUCCACAUCUUCAACGCUCUCAUCUCAGCGGUUUCAGAAGUCAGAGAGAAAUACGAAGAGAGAUGGGAACUCAUCACCGAGCUGUUGAUACAGAUGAACCGGCAGAAGAUUCGUCCCAACCUCAUGACCUUCAACAGUGUCCUCAAAACCCUGAGACGCUGCGGCUAUUUGGCCAGAUCGCAAGCUUUCCACAUUCUGAGUGAGAUGAAGGCGUUGGGGAUAGAACCCAGCCUGGCCACAUACAACCACCUCCUGGUCAUCUUUUACAAACCAACCACAGGCCCCUCGAACCAAAACGUCACCGAGAUGUUACAAGAAGUGAUGGCAGCGGUGGAAGGGGUCAGCUUCACCUGCCAGGACCCCGAGGAUGUUCAUUUCUUCUCCAGUGCAAUGAGAAUAUGUUUGGAGCAUAAGGAUUUAGAGCUGGGUUAUAAAGUCCACAGUCUAAUAGAAGUCGGGGAGAACUGGAGGCUGCAGGGAGAAUCACAUCAACAGGCCAUUUACUACGGUCGCUUCUUCAACCUGUUGUGCAUGAUGGAGCACAUCGACGUGGUGAUGAAGUGGUACAAGCAGAUGGUUUCCACGGUGUACUACCCCAACAGUCAGGGAUUGAGCGGCCUGCUCCAGGCUAUGGACACAGACAACCGUCUGGACUUGGUGCCCACUAUAUGGAAAGACAUCAAGCUGCUGGGUCAUGAUAAUAAGCCUCACCUGGUGGACGAGCUUCUGAGUCUGAUGGCCAGAGACAAACAGAGUCCUGAGGUUCAGAAGUCUUUCGGAGAGUGUGCUCUGGAAGUUAAGAGCGUGUUCGAUGGGAAGCCCGAAGUGCAGUGGAGCGCCUCGUCCUUCUCACACGUCACCAACCUCCUGCUGCAAGCCAACAUGAUCCAACCGGCCUGGGAGAUGCUGCGGCUCUUCAAAAGCAGGAACAGAGUUCCUUCCGGCGAGGUGUUGAACAACUUCCUGUCGGUGUGUCAAAGUAACGCUGCUCCAGAGAAAGCGGUGGAGCUGGUCCAGCUGUCCGCGGCCUACUGUCUGCCGGCAACGGCCGAGCUGGCCAAGCGAGCGCUGGCUGAGUUCAAACUGACUGAGGAGCAAAGAGCCAUUUUAUCUGAACUGGACACUGCAGGAGAGCCCUCCGACUGAACGGCGCAACUCUGGGCGGACGAGUACGAGAAUUAAAUAUAAAAUACAAAAAAUAUUAUUGGUAGAAAGAGUCCUGGUCUGUGUUUGCUUUGCUUAUCUGUGAAAUAAAGACACAUGAACACAGUA
This is a messenger RNA of Mugil cephalus (flathead mullet), 2170 nucleotides long. It is a transcript of the gene ptcd3, whose product is annotated as pentatricopeptide repeat domain 3. NCBI's taxonomy places the organism in Eukaryota, Metazoa, Chordata, Actinopteri, Mugiliformes, Mugilidae. The coding region runs from base 2 to 2044 and encodes 680 amino acids. The record is from RefSeq and is a predicted model, not a curated record. Gene Ontology annotation, molecular function: rRNA binding; ribosomal small subunit binding; protein binding. Gene Ontology annotation, biological process: mitochondrial translation. The transcript is spliced from 23 exons. Gene Ontology annotation, cellular component: mitochondrion.